Lottia gigantea (owl limpet) is the source of this 3005-nucleotide messenger RNA. RefSeq lists its product as hypothetical. Bases 105 to 1028 code for a protein of 307 amino acids. Lineage: Eukaryota; Metazoa; Mollusca; Gastropoda; Lottiidae. Gene Ontology annotation, biological process: peptidyl-serine dephosphorylation; double-strand break repair via homologous recombination. Gene Ontology annotation, molecular function: protein serine/threonine phosphatase activity. The transcript has 9 exons. The record is from RefSeq and is a predicted model, not a curated record. Gene Ontology annotation, cellular component: cytoplasm; nucleus.
GGCGGCCAUUACUCGGCGACUUCAAGAAAAUAAUUUACCUUGUCGCCGAAAUUUGAUUAUAUCUUUAAGCUUUGGAUACCAUUAGUGGUAGUAGUAGUAGCAGUAUGGGAGAAAUUAGUGACUUAGACAGACAAAUAGAAAGUUUGAGAAGAUGUGAAGUUAUAAAAGAAAAUGAAGUCAAAGCAUUAUGUGCUAAAGCUAGGGAAAUAUUAGUAGAAGAAAGUAAUGUGCAAAGAGUUGAUUCACCAGUCACUGUUUGUGGAGAUAUACAUGGGCAGUUUUAUGAUUUAAAAGAAUUAUUUAAAGUUGGUGGUGAUGUACCAGACACUAAUUAUUUAUUUAUGGGUGAUUUUGUUGAUCGAGGUUUUUACAGUGUGGAAACAUUUCUUUUAUUAUUAGCUUUAAAGGUCAGAUAUCCAGAUAGAAUUACAUUGAUUCGAGGAAAUCAUGAAAGUCGACAGAUUACACAAGUUUAUGGUUUUUAUGAUGAAUGUUUACGGAAAUAUGGUUCUAUAACAGUGUGGAGAUAUUGUACAGAGAUCUUUGAUUAUUUAAGUCUUUCAGCUAUCAUUGAUGGCAAGAUAUUUUGUGUUCACGGAGGAUUAUCCCCAUCAAUUCAGACUCUAGAUCAAAUACGGGCUAUAGAUAGGAAACAAGAAGUACCUCAUGAUGGUCCAAUGUGUGAUUUACUCUGGUCAGAUCCUGAAGAUAUGCAAGGAUGGGGUGUUAGUCCUAGAGGAGCUGGUUAUUUAUUUGGUAGUGAUGUAGUUUCACAAUUUAACGCCUCUAAUGAUAUAGAUUUAAUUUGUCGUGCUCAUCAGUUAGUUAUGGAAGGGUUCAAAUGGCAUUUUAAUGAUACAGUAUUAACAGUGUGGUCAGCACCCAAUUAUUGUUAUAGAUGUGGUAAUGUGGCAGCAAUAUUAGAAUUAGAUGAACAUUUACAAAGAGAUUUUACUAUAUUUGAGGCAGCUCCUCAGGAAGCAAGAGGAAUACCUUCAAAGAAGCCUCAACCUGAUUAUUUCUUAUAAGUUAUGUUUCAUUAUCAUCAUUAUCAUUUUUAUCCUUCAUUAUCAUCUUCGUUCAUCCAUGAUCACAUCAUUCAUUCAUUAUCAGAAAUUGUAUUAUUAACCUGUCAUUCAUAAGUCAUUGAAAUCUAUCAAUCUAGCUGGAAAAAUCGACCAAAAUUUAAAACAUAUAUAAAUUGUAGUCAUCUAAUAAAGAUUUAUUUUUGUAUAUUUCUGGAUCAUUUUUAGAAAGCUAUGGUUAGGUUUGCAUAUGAGGAGUUUUCUUGCUGCCAGUGACAGUUAUAGCAAAUAUUACGUGAUAAUCUUCUGUUGUGCUAUCAUUACAACUAGCAGCUAAAAAUCUUACAAUGCAAACUUUCUUGUAUAUAUAUAUUACGUUCAUAUGGCUUUUGGGGACUGUUCACUUAUUUUUUUUUGGUCCUAACCACUGCUUUUUUUGGACAACUUUUGACUGGAGCAUUUCCUUCAGAAGUGGUUGGAUUUGCAUGGCAUGUAUAUAUAUAAAGAUGAAAGCAAUAAUGAAAUGAUUAGUGCUAAAACCUUGUGACUUAAAUUUUAAGGCAUAUUUAUGGAACAUGGAAUUGCUUCGAGUUGGAAUUUAUCAUAGUAUGUAUGUUAUUUUAAUUAGAUCCAUAUUUUCGAAUUAGUUGAUAUUUCAAAGUGAUCCAGUGCUCAACAAAUAUGCCUUCAACUUACCAAACUUUGACUUUACAAUUUGGCAGUAUUUCUUAAUAAUUUUGAUAGUAUUUCUUGCCAAGUUACUGCAUACUUAAGAUAAUUGCUGUUUUAGGUAGUGAUAAUUUCUUUUAUAGAAGAAUGAAUUAGAUAUAGAGUAAUGAUAAUUGCCUUUAUCAAAUGAGGAUAAUGAUUUUGUCCUUAAAAGGGUAAUUGCAUUUAUAAAGUAACUAAACUGUAUGAUAAUUGCUAUUAUCAAGUGCAGAUAAUGGCUUUUAGUGCUCUUUUAUGACAAAAAAUUCUCUUUGCUAGUUCACUCAGAUGUUCCUGCUAAAAGUUGAUGUUAAAAAUUCAAACAUCCUGCUAAUGAUUAGGAAGUUCAAUAUUUUCAUGAAAACUUCUAUUUGUGCCAUUUGUAUUACACCUGGGUCCUGUGACUGCAGAUCAUGACAAGCUCAAAGAGAAAUGGCUUCAAGCUGGUCACUAUGUAACAUCAAAUUCAAUUAUACAAAAUAAAUUUAUUUCAAAAUAUUAAUACAAAAAAUAAAAAUUUAAUAACAACACAUAAAAAGUUAAAAAAUAGGAUUAUCUGGAAAUAAAAAACAAUAUCUCUAGGAGUUUCAGCUUUGAGUUAUAUUGAAAUAUUGACUUUCAGUAUGAGUGUAUUAAGCCAGUAAAGAAAUUUAUUUUUAUGUAAAAUUUGUUGAUUCUAAUGUAAAAUAUGUUGAUAUUAUUGUAUGAACCAGUAUGGUUAUUGUAAUAUUACUGUACUAUUCUAGAAAUAAAUUUUGUUUUUCUUAACAUGGUCAUUCUGAGCUACCAAUCCACUACUGUAUUUAGAGACUAUCAAAUGCUGUAUUUAUUGAACACAUACUUGUCCUGAGACUAAAUACUAACAUUAUCUUCAUUUUAAAUGGGAUCUUUCUAGAUCUAGAAUGACACAUAAAAACAAUAAAUGAAAUAUCUAGAUAGGUCUCUUCAUUUCUCUAUCGCUGUACAAUUGAUGUUUUGAGCAUUAUUUCAUCAGAGAAAAUAUUUUGUUAUUGUAUGUCUCUACAUCUGUGAUUAUUGAAGGAAACAGGGCAAUUUAGUGUCAUUACAUGAUAACUAAAUAUAAUGUGUCAGUUAUCAUUAACUGCUUCAGAAGUGUUAAAAAUAUAAUUACAUCCAAUAACACUUCUAACACGAACAUCUAACAUCUUGGUUUGUGUUCAAUAAAAUACAAACUAAUUUGACAGAAGUAGGAAUGUCAUACCAGUAUUAUUACAUGUCAUUGGUUAAAUUCGAUUAGAUGAAACCUGAUGC